Megalobrama amblycephala (Wuchang bream) is the source of this 2748-nucleotide messenger RNA. Its product is annotated as E3 ubiquitin/ISG15 ligase TRIM25-like. Gene Ontology annotation, molecular function: protein binding; zinc ion binding. The coding region runs from base 149 to 1789 and encodes 546 amino acids. The transcript has 7 exons. Lineage: Eukaryota; Metazoa; Chordata; Actinopteri; Cypriniformes; Xenocyprididae. The record is from RefSeq and is a predicted model, not a curated record.
CAGGAAGUUUGUGGAUUUGAGGAGAAACUAAACCUAUUUCCAUGUUACACACGCAUCUGCUUAAGGAUCCACACUGUUCUAGUUUGGUUAAAUCUGUAAAGGAGCGAAUUUUUGACUUAUUCUGUCAAAGCAGGCUACUCCUUCAGAAAUGGCUGAAUCUGCAGUGAGUCAUGUGGAUCAGUUCAGCUGUCCAGUCUGUUUGGAUCCUCUGAAGGAGCCGGUGACGAUUCCCUGUGGACACAGUUACUGUAUGAGCUGUAUUACUGACUGCUGGGGCCAGAAGGAGCAGGGGCCGCCGUACCGCUGUCCCCAAUGCAGAGAGAGCUUCAGUCAGAGACCUCUACUGAAGAAGAACACUCUGAUAGCUGAGAUGAUGGAGACGCUGCAGAAGACGUCCCUACAAACGGCUGCUGUGGAGUGUGAUGUUUGCACUACAGAGAAGAACAGAGCUGUAAAGUCCUGUUUGCAGUGCUUGGCCUCCUUCUGUCAAACUCACCUGCAGCUUCACUAUGAAUCUCCUGCGUUUAUGAAGCACAAACUAGUCGAAGCUUCCAGAAACAUUCAGGAGAACAUCUGCCUCAGUCAUGGGAAACUUGUUGAGUUUUACUGUCAGGAUGAUCGUCAAUGCAUUUGUUGUUUCUGUAUGAUUGACAAUCAUAAAAACCAUAAUAUGGUGUCUGUGGAUUCAGAAUGGACUAGUAAAAAGAAAGAGUUAAAGGAGAUAAAGGUGGCGUGUCAGAAGCUGAUCCAGGAGCGAGAGAGAGGUCAGCGGGAACUCAGUGAAGCUGUGAAGUCUUUUAAAAGUUCAGCGCGAGAGACCAUAGAGAACAUUGAGAAGGUCUUCACUGAGCUCAUCUGCUCUCUUGAGAAGAAAUGCCGUGCGAUUAAAGAGCAGAUCAGAGCUCAGGAGAAGACUGAGAUAGAUCGAGCAGAGGAACUUCACAAACAUCUGGAUCAAGAGCUGACAGAACUCAGAAAAAGACAAGCAGUGAUUGAGAAACUCCUGAUUACUGAUGAUCAGAUCCAGUGUCUGAAGAGCUGUCAGUCGGUGUGUGUUUUACCCACAUUUGAAGAUGUUACCAGCAUUACUCAACACACUCACCUCUCUUUUAAAGACAUUUCAGUCUCAGCAUUUAAGGAGGUUUUGGAGGAUGUCUGUCAACAGCAAACAGCAAGAAUAUACCGAGAAGUGUCAAAUGUCCAUGUUGCAAAGUCUCCAGAACCAAAGACCCAAAAUGAUUUUUUGCAGUAUUUCUGUGAACUUCACUUGGAUUCAAACACUGCACACAAAAACCUUGAACUGUCAGAAAAGAACAUGAAAAUAUCAGGUUCAGAUAAAGAUCAUCAAUAUCCUGAUCACCCAGAGCGAUUUGAUGGGUCUAAUUAUAUCUUGUGUCGAGAGGGUUUGUACGGUCGCUGUUACUGGGAGGUCGAGUGCAGUGAGGACGACUGGUCUGUAGCAGUUUGUUACAAAGGAAUUAGACGUAAAGGAAGCAGUGAUGACUGCAAUCUUGGCACCAACAAAAAAUCCUGGAGACUGGACUAUUAUCAGCAUAAGUUCACUUUCAGUCAUGAUAAUGCAAAAGUCCCUAUCCCUGCUGUCUGCUCCUCUAGAAUAGGAGUGUUUCUGGAUCACAGAGCAGGAACUCUGUCCUUCUACAGUGUCUCUGACACAAUGUCUCUCCUUCACCGAGUCCAGACCACUUUCACUGAACCCUUAUACCCUGCAUUUCUAAUUGGAAAAGGUUCAUCUGUCAGGAUCAUAGAGCAUAAAAAAGACCAAUUAUAAAAAAAAAACAAUCACAAUUAAUUAAAAAAAUAAAUUAUACAAUAAAUUACCUGAACUAUUCACAAAUGCAAAAGGUCAGUACUGUCUAUACAGUACAGGGUAAAUUAACAAUACAUUUUCCACACUAAAUCUCAAAAAUGAAAUGGUUAUUAUUUAUUAAUCCUUGUUUGAAAAUCUGAAAAUCAACGGUUUUGACAUUUAUUUAAUCAGUUGGGAUGUUAAAUUAUCAAUUUUUUUGUCAGCAGUGAUUUGUAGAUUUGUUUUAUGUUUGAUUUUAAAGGUUCUUAUGUAUAUUUUUAAUAAGGAAUUUGUAGAUAACAUAAUUGAUUUAGAUUUAAAUGGUGGUUGUUUUUUUAUUUUGAAGUGAAAUGUUAUUGUGAGACUCUUUAAGUAAAAAUGCCCAGUGGGGCAGAAAACCCCCAGUGGCCUGAUGUUUUUUUAUCAUUUAAUUUUAGAAUUAUUAUGAUUCAUGGAAUUAUUAUUUAAUAAUUCUAUUAAUUAGAUGCACAUUCAGGCAUCUUUAUUAUUUGUCAUAAUAUGUAGGCUGAAUAAGUUCAGUUAUUUUAAUCUAAAUGCAUUGUUUAUUGCCAUUAUUAUGACAUUCUUUCAGCUAAAAAUACAGGCCUGUGUAUAAUUUAGAGAACUGCAUAUUGUAGCCUAAUUCAGAUGUUUUUUGUUGUUGUUGUUGUUGUCAUUUAGGUUGUCAUUUAAUCCAUCUUUAUUCAAUUGUUUAACUAAAUUGUCAAAAUACAUAGAUUUACAUAGAAUAGUUAAAUUAGCUGCGAUAAUUUAGCAGAAAAGCUUUUUACCACAAUAGAAGAUCAUCCCUCAUGGAAAGAAAAUAUAUUUCCCUAUAUAUGAAUGAUCAAUAUAUUACAUGAUUUGACAGUAUAUUUGAAAAUAUACAGAAAAAUAUAUUGCAUAAAUAUAUUACAAUAUAUUGAAUAAUAUACAAGGAA